Molecule: messenger RNA, 2562 nt
Organism: Paramuricea clavata
Lineage: Eukaryota; Metazoa; Cnidaria; Anthozoa; Malacalcyonacea; Plexauridae
Source: the annotation of a GenBank genome assembly
AUGAACCUUACCAUUUUACCUGGGGAAAGUAAGAAUAUAACAUGGAUAUUUGAUGAUGAUAUAUUUCAAGUGGGUUCCCGCACUUUGUUUUUCACAAGUAGUGACGGCUUACGAGUUGGACCUCUUGGAGGAAUACUGUUGGAUCUUCAGCCUUUGAUACAAAAGGACAUCUUACCCGAGAUUAGCAUAACAAAGCCAGCAACGUUGGGUUUAAACAAUAUUAAUCAAAGUUAUGAUGGAACAUACAGGUUUACCCUUAUAGCAACUGGAAGUGUUAGUGAAUUUGAUGUUAGGGUUUUCAUUGCAAGUAAGUUUCAUAUAAAUAAUAGAUUAUUGUUUCUUAAUCUUUAGCAAUAAUUGGCAUUGACAGUGGCAUGAUGAGCAUGACCCCAUAUAUGAACAUGAGAUUGAAUAACACUAAUGCAUAGAAUCAUAGAUGCAACUGAUUCAAUAGAUGUCCAACAACGGUUCAAAUGCAUAAACAAAUUUUGUGAAAAAAUCAGUGUCAACAACCAAAAUUUUGAAAUUUCAAUUGUUUAAUCAUUUUUGUCAAACCAUACGGAUGCCCAACAAAACGUCGCAAAUUUGUUCAUCAGAUUCGCAAAGCAUUGUGUAACCGUCGCCUUUAUCACAUUUAGAGAUGUUGUAUGACUGGAGAUUAAAACUUUACAUGUGUUUAUUACAUUUUAGUAACGCCAGCAGUGACAGUCAAUUGUUCCAGUCCGACCACAUUGACUGAGGGUGAUAACUUUACAUGUGUGUAUGUAAAGAACAAGGUGGCAACCCUCCUGCAAACGUUACCUGGUAUAAAGGGAGCGUACCGAUUGUCACAGAAAAAGAAAUAGGUAUUUUGCGUCUUCCUAAUAUUGGUAAAGACGACAGUAGGAUACACAGAUGUGAAGCCAAAAGCCAUGAGGAGGCAAAAAAACGAAACAACAAUUGAAUUAAUUGUGAAUUGUAAGUAUAAGUGGCACUAGGCGUCCAUAAGUUGUACUCGAAUCAAGCACAUUAAUUUGAGACCAUAUUUAAUUAAGUAUACUAUAGACACUAUACUCUAUUGUGUGUGUUUGUGUAUGUAAAUAUUUAAACUGGUGGCGUAUGCACACAUGCAAAUUUAGGAACUGGAUAAAAAGGGAAUGCAUGUUUGAACUAGUGAUGUGUAUAUUUUUUAAAGUGUGUAUGUUGUGCCCGGCAUUCAAACUCGUGAGUAAAUUAUUUCGUUCAUGUGUGUUUCAUGCAUGCACGUGACUAUAUAUCAAUUUGCUUCUGUAUAAUUUUUUCAUGCAUAUAGUCAACAAGUAAUAAUAUUAGUAUGGCUUUUCGUGCAACUUGGAUCGUAUCUGAAAAACUCGCUCGUGCAUGUUUUGUGGUUUGUUCACUCACUCACCCAUACUAAUACCAUAGAUUCCUGAAACCAUAUUUUAUACUAUUUUCGUUUCCUUAGAUCCACCAGAAGAGCCAUACUUUAAGGAAAAAGCGGUUGUUAGUAAAACCUUUGCCAUAACAUGUGAAUCCAAUGGUCAUCCUUCACCAAGUUAUACCAUAAUCCAUAAUGAUACCAAGAUCGUCGGUAAUGACAAGACGUAUACCAUAGAUGAUGUGUAGUACAGUGAUGCUGGGUUAUAUAAAUGUAUUGCCGAGAAUAAACUUGGAAAUAGGUCAACGAUAUAUGAUUUAUCUAUCCUAAGUAAGAUUUAAUAUUUUCAGAUACAAAAACAGUUUUUACCUCUCCUUUACUACUUAUUAGUUAUAUAUACACCUUGUCUUCAAAAUUUCGAGUGUAAUGAAAGUGUAUUAACAUGAUUUCAUUAUGUUUAGAUCAAUUAAUAAAUCCAACAACUGGUAUUAGCACUCAAAAAUUAUCCACUACUGAGAAUUCUAGAUCAGGUAAGAUGUAUACCACUUGUUCAGAAGUUAUAUAUGCACUUUGGCUAUGAAAGCAAGUUGAAUAGACUACAUAUUGAUGUGAACUAUCUUCCUUAAACAAUAGUUCUAUAACAAGCCCCCCCCCCCUCCCUCACCAAAGCUAGUGUUGUUUUGUUGCAGGGGACACACAUUGCAGGGGGCGUUUGUUGUUUAACCACUGCAGCUUUCAUUAUUAGUUAAAACACGGAAAUAUUGGUUACUACAUGCAUGUUUGGGAGUAUAAUUUAAACUGGGAGAGGCUGGGAGAAACACGAACAGCAUGUUUUGAGAUCGAAGACCAUGAUAAUAAACAAGUUUAAAUUCAAAGUUUCUACGACGUUGUGUUUUAUCAGUUUUAAAUAUUUCUGUUCAAUCAAUACAGCUGCCAACAAAGAGAAUGAUGGGAUGACUGUUGUAGUGUGGCAUAUUGUUGUAUCUUUAGUGUCCGGGAUUAUUAUUGGAAUUCUUCUUUCCUAUAUUGCCUUAUGUUCUCGUCGUAAAUUCAGAUGUAGGAAACGUCAAUAUAAUUAUCAGUCGUUGAGAGUGAAUGCUGCAAGUCAUGACGCUGGAAAUCGAGGUGGAAAUGAUGAUGACUCUACUUACACUGCGUUGAACAAAACCAGAGAUGUGGAGAACAACUAUCAAUCUUUAACUUGA